AUGGUGGUGGCGAGUGAAGAAGCAGGUGUGAAGGAUAACCAAGAAAACAAGGAAAAUACGAUUCCAAAGGAGAACAUUUGGGUACAAAUUCUAGCCAACAGUGUGUCUUGCCUAUCAGCCAUAACGGUCGGCCUCUUGUUCGCAUGGACUUCCCCUUUCAUCGUGAAAAUACUCGACGACGAGACUUAUGACGUCACCGAUAACCAAGCGUCCUACCUAACCGUCAUACCGCCCAUCGCCAUGAUACUAUCCAGCCUAGCCUUCUCCAAACUUUGCGACCUUAUAGGGAGGAAAAGGACUCUGAUGUUGAUAACCAUACCACAUGUUCUGGCCUGGCUGCUGACCCUAUCGAAAAACAUCAACCUGCUGUAUGUUUCAAGGUUUUUCGCUGGAACGGGUGACGGUUGCCUUUUCGCAGUGCUGCCCAUGUAUAUCGGCGAAAUUUCCACCCCCAGAGUGCGCUGCAUAUACGGCAACCUGGUCAACGUUUUCACCUACUUCGGCAUGUUCCUCGUCAACGUCAUAGGCUCGCAGACCAGUGUCAGAACGACCGCCUUCAUAUGCCUGCCGCUUCCCCUGAUUUUCCUCGUCUCCAUGCACUUCAUGCCCGAAUCGCCAUCUUGGCACGUGAUGAAAGGCAAAGAAGAAGAAGCCAAAGCUUGUCUGCGACGGUUGAGGUGCAAAGAAGACGUGGAGGCCAUUUAUCGGCAGCUGGAAGCCGACGUCACCCGACAAAUGUCGGAGACAGGCACUUGGAAGGACCUCGUGAUGAACAGCACCAAUCGCAAAGCUUUGAUAGCAGGAGUUUUCCUGCGAGUGUCCCAGCUGAUAGGCGGCGUGACUGUGUUCAACGUGUACACCCAGUACAUAUUCAAACAUUCCGGUACUGACGUGAGCUCAGAAAUAGCCUCCAUGAUCUACACGGGGAUGUGUUUCGUGCUCAUCUUCCUCGCUGGCUUCGUCGUUGAAAAGAUAGGAAGAAGAAAAGCGUUCAUGUUUUCGAUUCUCUUUUGUGGGGUGGUGCUCAUUUUGGAGGGUGUUUAUUUUUAUGUCGACCAGCAAAGGCAUGACGUCGAUCUUUCUAAAGUGAAAUGGCUUCCUGUAGCGGGGAUGCUGCUCUACAUAGUGUUCUGUUCUUCCGGUAUCAUAUUGAUACCGACGCUUAUGUUGGGAGAACUAUUCUCAGCUAGUAUCAAAGCUAAGGGACUGAGCGUGCUUGUGAUCACCUUCGGACUCAUGAUUUUCGUGUCGAACAAUAUUUUUUACUGGCUGAAAAGUGGAGUAGGAAUGUGGGGGCCGUUUGUAUUUUUCGGGGUGAGUAACUUGGUGUCGACGUUCCUCACGGUAUUAUUCGUGCCUGAAACGAAGGGCAAGACUCUCGAAGAGAUACAGCAAUCGUUGAAAAAGUCGCGGCCUGUUUAACUUCAUGGGUUGCGUGCAAGAACUGUCAGAUAAUUGACCCUGGGGGUGAAACAUUGAAACACAACCUCACUUUUGAUAUUUGUUUACAAAUGAUUGAAAUAGUUUUUCAGAAUUAUUUUGGCAUACGA
Molecule: messenger RNA, 1550 nt
Organism: Phaedon cochleariae (mustard beetle)
Lineage: Eukaryota; Metazoa; Arthropoda; Insecta; Coleoptera; Chrysomelidae
Source: the annotation of a GenBank genome assembly